Messenger RNA from Arachis stenosperma, 1195 nucleotides. RefSeq lists its product as uncharacterized. Bases 364 to 732 code for a protein of 122 amino acids. The record is from RefSeq and is a predicted model, not a curated record. The transcript is spliced from 2 exons. NCBI's taxonomy places the organism in Eukaryota, Viridiplantae, Streptophyta, Magnoliopsida, Fabales, Fabaceae.
CAACCAAGUAAGCUAAAAGAAUAAGGAUUAAACCAAUCUUGGAUUAGAUAUCUGGACAUGGGUUGUUCCUCAACUAUGGAUAAUAUCAUCCACCAUACCAACACAAACACACUAACAUGAUUCUCUUUGGACAGAUUGGCCAACUGUGAUUAUGGCCCCACCAACUCACAUGCCCAUCAUAAACAUUUCAACUCUCCCAUGCUUACCCCUUUUUAAUUUAAUUUCCCACCCUAUAUAAAACCCUUCAUAUCUCGUGAGUUGUGGGACAACAACAAAGUUGGAACCAGAUACAAACUCUUCCCAACACAGGUUCCAUAUACCAAACUAUUACUAACUCAGAGAUUUAUAUCACACACAAGAUACAUGGAGGUUGCUGUUGAACUGGAUGAUGAUCUGUUCUUUGCAGACUUGAACAGGCAAAUCUCUCUCUUAAUCAUGGAUGAAGAUGAAGACCCUCUUGUUUCUUGUCCUGCAGACUCUCUUCAGUCUUUCUCUGGAGCAAUUCAUGCUCCUCCACAUCCUGCUCUGUUCUAUGAACAAGCUAUGAGAAUACAAAGCAAAGGGACAGGCGUGUUUAUUCCACAGUCCACACAGCCAAGAAGGAAGUAUAGGAAAGGAAGAUCUGGUUCCAAAAAUCAAAAGCAGUCUCAAGAUAAUAAUAAUAAUAAUAAUACAAGAGUGGUUUCUCACCAGGUUCCUAUGGCCAAUUCUUUGAAACCGAGAAAUGGGUGAGGCUUGAGGUUGAUGUCACCAAUAAUCCUUCUGCAAAACUGCAUGAUUAUGGAAAAGGAAGUUCUACUGAUUAUUAUUAGUUACGUUGCCGCCAAUUUCAAUCAUUUAAGGGUCUAAUUCUUUAGUCUUUAGCAGGUAAUAAUAAUAAUAAUAAUAAUAAUAAUAAUAAUAAUAAUUGUAUGGUCAAUUAUUGUACAUAGGAAUGUCAUGUAUACUUACUAUUAGCUAUAGUCUAUUAUAAGAAGGUAUACUAAAAAGUAUUGUGACCCUUUCACCAUGUGGACAAGGACAAGCGGUGGAUAUUCCUUAUGACCUUAUCUGGUCUCAUAACAUUAUCCUUGUUUCUAAUAAUAUCUGUCCACUUAAUUUUGUACAGUGCAUGUGUGUUACUGUUAUGUAUAAGAUGGCAAUCAAAAGAUAUGUAUGAUAUCAAAUCACAGUAUCACACAUUAUUGAUGCAAGA